CGUAAGGCGGCAGUGAAUUGUGUGGCGCGUAAGUGUGAUCAUGGAAAGCAGUGACAGGUCUAAGUUUGUUAUUUCAGCGCGUAUAGAAUAAAUGAAGAAGAAACUGAGCUGCUGGAUAUCGAUACUUCUCCGAGUCUCGCAUCUGAUAUCGACUGUAACAGUCGAUUGGUCGAUAAAUGAAUCCCAUGGGUGCAGUAAUUGAACUUCGUGUCGAGCAGAGUAGCUACCACGAGUAGAUGGAUGUGUCGCCUUCUUCUGAGUCAGUGACUUAGACGUCGUGCGUGUAGGCCUGUUGUCAUGUUACCAUGGGCAACGAAUCGCAGAGUUUGUUAAAUCUGAAGUUUAGAGGUCGGAAGCGAUGGAGGAGGUUGUUGACGGUGGUGGUGUUUGUGCUGUUUGUGGCGUGUCUGUUGAGGAGCCAGAUCAUCUCUGGAGACAUAUAUUACGUCAUGGAGACGGUGCAGAACGAUUAUGACACCCUGGACGAAGUCAUGCAGACGGUAGCUCCGAACUGGCGAGGUUUGAGACAGAAAGACACCCAGAAUAUGUCUGCCUUGGGGCGACGUCUAUUCCUGGGAGACGUCUCAGGUUCGCCCCAGUAUGACAGGAACUUCACCAUCCUGGUAUGGAAGCACGGACCAAACAUCGAGAAGCGUCUGAUUAUGCGAUUCGGAAAUCGACGGUGGGACCCGUUCAGGGAAUGCUCGGUGUCCAACUGUCGUCUGACGUACGACAGCUCCGAACUGAACACGGCCGACGCUGUCCUAUUUCAUCUUCACCGGACCCCGGAUCGGAAAUCUCUUCCGGACCCAAAGGGACCUCGGCCCGCUAACCAGCGCUGGGUCUUUCUCACUGACGAGAAUCCCUUCCACACCUUCACCCUGGGGAGCGCCUCUACCAGAAUGAAGGACUACAACGGACUCUUCAACUGGUCCAUGACUUACAGGAUGGACUCUGAUGUUCCCGUGCCGAGUGGUCGGACUUUGCCGCUGACCAGCGCGGAAAAUAAGAGAAGACGGAAGGCGAAGGCGAAGGCGAAGGCGAAGACGAAGCUGGCUGCCAUCAUGGUCUCCAACUGUGGCGGGAGGAACAAGAGAUGGGAAUACGUGAAGGAACUGAGGAAACACAUGCCGGUGGAUGUUUACGGUGCAUGCGGGAAUCUCAGAUGCGAAGGUCACUUCGCAAAGGAUUGCCCUGGCCUGAACGACUACAAGUUCUACCUCGCUUUCGAGAACGGAAAUUGCCGUGAAUAUAUCACGGAGAAAGCUUGGUGGAACGCGUACCACAAGGGAGCGGUCCCUGUCAUUAUGGGGGCUCCCCCGCAAGAUUGUGCCCGACUACUGCCCCCUAAAUCUUACAUCCACGUUUCAGAUUUCGCCUCUCCCGCCAGCCUUGCCCGAUAUCUGUUGUACCUCAACGCGUCUUCGGAAUACAGAAACUUUUUUAACUGGAAGAACAACUUUGAGGUUGUGAACGAACAUGGCUACUUCCAGUCUCCGGUUUACCACUACUGUAGACUCUGCGAGGCUCUGAAUUACAACGACCCAGCACCGAAAGUCUACAGCAAACUGGAAGACUACUGGAACAGUGACCGAGACUGUAACGGGCCGGUUAUUUAAGCGUCUCGACAUUUAGGGGCACAGAUCAGUAACGAAGCUACGUAAAUAUUAAAAUUCUGUGCUGUCAGCGUCGUAUUUCAGAGACGCGUGUAUUUUAAGCGAGAUAUCGAAGUAAUGAGAUGGAUAUAUAGAGGUUAUUGAAUACUUAAAUUUCCAGGCAACAGGGGCACAGAAUCUUUCCUCUAGCCUCUGCGUCCAGACCGGCUCUGGGGCCCACCCAACCUUCUAUCCAAUGGGUACCGGGGUCCUUUCCCGGGGACAAAGCGCCGCCGAGGCCUGACGCUGACCACUAACCCCAUCUAUUGCCGAUGUUAAGAAUGAGUAGGAGCUAUACCGCCUCUCCCCCUAAGUUACUACAUGGUGUAUAGUGUGAUAGCUUUAUUUUGUACGUAAUGUCCAACGAGUAAUGUUAUUUUGAUUUAAAUAAAAUCUUCGAUUUUGAAAAAUAAA
Zootermopsis nevadensis is the source of this 2069-nucleotide messenger RNA. Its product is annotated as inactive fucosyltransferase B. Gene Ontology annotation, molecular function: fucosyltransferase activity. Gene Ontology annotation, cellular component: membrane. The record is from RefSeq and is a predicted model, not a curated record. Lineage: Eukaryota; Metazoa; Arthropoda; Insecta; Blattodea; Termopsidae.